Molecule: messenger RNA, 7388 nt
Organism: Porites evermanni
Lineage: Eukaryota; Metazoa; Cnidaria; Anthozoa; Scleractinia; Poritidae
Source: the annotation of a GenBank genome assembly
UUGUCAACUUGUAACCAGGCCUUGAUUAGAAUCAAGAUGGCGGUGCAAAGAAAGUUCGUCGAUAAAGGAUUGUUAAAAAAUGUCAUUCGUCAUACAGAUGCCUCCAACAAGGUAAGUGUAUACUUUUGUCACAUAUUUAUAGAGUUUCUUUUCGUCUUGAAUAUUGUGUUAAGAAAGCUGUUAUGUCCAUCUCUUGAGAGCACAAAAACAGACAGCCGGCUCUCGUGCCCCUUCUUCCACACUCAACCAAAGGGACAACCAAACACAAGUUUGUGUUCGCAGGCUACUUAGCUUGGGAUAGUUUAUUGAAGCUUUGGUUAACAGCUCUAGAGUUAAAUUGGAUGAAACUUCACAAAUGAAUUCAACUAAUUAAUAGAGCUACGCUUAAAUGUAAUAAUCCAUGAAAAUCAUUCAAUAAAAUCCGUAUUGCACAUCUUUGCGCUCUGUAGUCUGUUCGUUUUGUCAAAGGAAACGUGAUAUAUUGUCAGAUUCAAACUGUAUUUUCUCGCCGGCUAAAGCAAAUCUUUCCCUGUAAGAUCUACUUUCUAAUAGAAAAGAAAUUAACCGUAAAUUUAUUCAUUAAAUUCAUGCGUGCACGUCUCCAAUCACUAAUAAAUCUUUUAUUCAAAGAUCCAAGAGGAGAGUGAAAUGUGGAGACAGCAUGAGUUAAUGAAUACACGAAGAAAUGAAACAAGUUGGUCAUCGUCAAAGGACACAAAAAGGUAACAUAAUUAUUCUUAUGUGCCCAGAAUAGACCUUGUCGUGGUUUUGGAAGCCAUCUUGAUGAGUAGGGAACUGCUUGAGAAAUUACAGUGUUUGUAUGAGAAUCUAAUGUUGAAAAACUUCCGUAAAAACGGGUGUUCUGAAAAAAAUAAUUAUGAAUUGUAUACUAAAGCUACACAGCAAUGGAUUUUACCAACAAAUUUUGGUGGCAAUAAUUGCGCUUAAAUUUCUCCAGAUGCUUGUUUUAGAUUUUCCAUAUAUUUUUUCUGCAAUUUUUAUUGUUCCUGAGAUAUUUUAGUUGGCAGGAAGAAAAAUGUUUACAGACAAAUGUAUAGAACAUUUGAAAAAGUGGUUCGAGCACAUGCAACUGCAUGUAACACCCUCAAACUUUUUCAUUAGAAUCGUUAGAAGUGAAGCUUUGGUUAACCAGGGCUGUCAAAAAGUUUUAAGCAGUAGCUUGAUAAUGAAUACCUGUAGUAGGCGGCUUUAGAACUCGCACCAAAGGCACAAGUUCUUAAGGGCUGGAACAUCUAGGGACAUUUUGAAAUUUAGAGUCUCGGAAAUUGUGUUUCCAGGGGUUUUCAAGAGGUAUUUUCCACCGCCAAUGCCAUGUUGUUUCGUCGGAAUACAUACAAGACUGUGAACAAUGCUGUUGAAAUGUCCUAGGCAUUCCACGACAUCGCACGGUUCGAACGUUUCACAGAUCUAAACUUGUCUAAAUAUGCGUUCAAUGUCAUUCAAACCUGGGAAAUGCAUGCUUUACAAUUUUAUUCGAUGGUGCUUAUUUUUUUGUUAGCAGUUAUAGCUCAGUUAUGGUAGAAGGAGAUGAAAGUAGCCUGAUAAGGAUUGCGAACUAGCCGGCAGUUUUGGCCAGCUACCAUCCCUUAUUGGUUAUUCAUAUCUUUUUCAGAACAGCCAUUUUACGGAAAUUAUUCCACAAUUUCUGACUUGGUCACCUACUCGUCAAGUUGGCUUUAAAACUGUGGCAAGGUCUAUGCAGAACUAGAAAAAAGCAGGCUAGAACUCCAGAUUAACUCAAACUCAGAAACAGCCAGCAUUAUUCCAGGUUCUGUUUCACGGGAACGGUGGAACCCAGUUAGUUCAGACACCAAGGGAGAAUGCCAUAGUGUCCAUAGUAUCCGGGUGUCUGUAUUAAGCGGGCUCUCAGGAAAAAUGCCAUGGACACGUGUUUUAACAACAAUAACACAGACUUUUUUGCAAGACAAUGUUGAUGAAUAACUGCAACUUAUUAUGGUUUAUCCAAAAGAAAGCCGAUGAUCAUUAAAUUUUGUCAUAGUCUUGGACUAAAUUAACCUUUAGUUUUUAAACAAAGUGUUGUUCUUGAUAAAUGGUAAUAGAAUCCGUGACUUUUUCCUGAUGCUUUUAGUUUGGGACUCAGCUGGGUGGAUUGAAUACUAGACAGAACUGCUUUGAAAGGUCAUUCUCCCCAUUUCUGUAAAGUUUUUACUUGUAAGGGGUUGAAAAUAUAUGGGAAUUCGGAUGACUGUUGCGCAUAUCAAGUGGGUUUAUUGUAAAGAAAAUAUAUUAGCUUUGUGUGGUGACAACAACCCUGCAAGUUAAACUUUUCCUUUGGUGGCCAUUUGGCGAGCAACUCUUUAGGUUUAGUUGCUAAAGGAUUUUUUUAGGCGCCAAAAUAUAUAUCAAUAAUUGAGUUUUAAUAAUUGGUUAAUAAUUAAUUUGGGCUUAAGAAUGGUAUUGUUGAACCAAAACAAUGUCUCUAAACAGUAUUUACCGUAUUCACAAGUGUAUACAGUAACUUAUUAUCCGUGCCGAGUAACAUCCAUGUCGUUUCUUCAAGUAUCAGUUUUCUCUGGUCACCAACUUGGCGACUAUUUUCUGAAUCAAGUUGCCAGUACCAAAAUGUUAGUCACCAUGGCGCCAAAGUGGUCGCAGCUUGGAGGGUUGGAAAAAACAAAACUGGCCUUAGGUGUCUAUAUUAAGCGUGUGUCUGUACAGUGGGAUUCCACUAUAACUUAAAAGUCUGCUCUUUCCAAAUUUUUCCAAGGCUUGUAGGACGAAUGAGAUGCGACAGUGAAGUUCAAGAGCCUAAAAGUAGUUUUUGGACGCAGCAAUUGUUUAACUUUGAAGCAGCAGACUCUGGCAGGUUUGUAUUUUCUUUCUCAUCUAACUUUGUUUGAUAAACUAAAUUGUAGAGACUUACAGUACAGUUACAGAUGUGUCUCACCAAUCCAGUACAGUUGACACAUGAAAGCAGUUUUAUUUAUGCAUUGCGUCUUUUGUUUCUGAUCUUUUUCAUUGCACUGUCAGAGUACAACAUGUAUUAGCUGAAAGAUGGAACAAUGGUGUCAACUUAAUUUUACUUUAAAAAAUCUUAUAAGCUGGUGAUUGAAAACUUGUCACUGCGCUCUACUCGAUAAAGUCACUUCCUGAUUGAACAACUGUUUUUGUGGAUAUAUAUCUUGCUGGAAUUUUGAAUACCUAGCAAAAUGUGCGGCCAUUUGUGUGGAAAGGGCUAAAAGGCUGGUUUUUGCAUGCAGUAAACUCGAGAAUCACGCUUUAAUAUGUAGGAAAAGGAAAGGAAAAAUAGCAUGAGCUAGAAGAAGGGAAGGAGGGUAAUCAAUCAAUAAUUACACUCAAAGUUUUUGCAUUGGCUACUUUGGGGAUAGAUGGGGUAGUUUUUGGCCAAAAAAAACCUGCUCAAAGAAACAGGUGUAUUUGGUAGAACUUGUUUGGCAACAUUGCUACAAAAUGAUUUUAAAAUGUAUGUUGUGCGUUUUACCACCCAUGUCGCGUUCAAACCUGUUUUGCAGCAAACCAGGUUGUUGCAAGUUGCGUGAAUACUGCCUUCUGAUUGGAUAAAAUUAUGCGAAAGUCACGCCAUUCUCCGGAUUUACGUCACUUGCUGCAAAACAAGUUUGCCUUGGGCCGGUAAAACAUUUUGUUGCAAAAGUUAGAACUUCUCUCUUCUUUCUGGAAAAACCUUUCUCAACCUGCAAUAAUCCAAUUUGUUGCAAGGCAGGUCUGAGUGGGAAAGCGCGUGACAUCGCUACUCACCUCGUUUUGAAGCAAUGUCGCAAAACAAGUUGCGCGUUUUUUGUUGUCCGUUUAGACAGCUAGUUAUACAAGUCCGUGAGAGAUAGUAAACUCACGAGACAAUCAUCUUUAAAAGUUAGGCACAGAAUAAUUCUGAACAAUAAAGAACUGAUGGAAAAAUAUAUGUCUCCUUGAAGACUCCAUUUAACACACUUUUAUACAUAAUUUGUCAAGAAUCAACUACUUUCUUUUGAAAAACGUUCAGUUCUUUCAAACAGGACAAUUUUAUUUAGCACAUUUGGAAGCUCCUCCUCAUUACAAUAUUGUCAAAUUCUCUGAAAUUCAGACUUAGCUUAUUGGCUUUAUUGCAAAAGAAAUAAUGUGACUGUGUACUCGUAAACAGCCAAAUCUACGCCCCGCCGUGCAAGUCUUAUGCGCGAUAUCGAAAUGGCCAAUGUAAAAACGGGUAUUUCAAGUCGCAUUAUUUCCUGAAUGUUCAUUAAUUAUCAGAUGGGGUCACAGUGGAUACCGAGAGCUCUACCCAGAGGAGUUUGAGGAAAAAAGAAGUGACGAAACUCAGAAAUCCAAGAAAAAGAAAUCGAAAAAAGAUAAAAGGUAGGUUAAACUUGACUCUGUUUCCGAUCUGUAACAAACAGCACGCAGUAGGCCAGUCUCGAAUUAUAAGAGUUCAUGCUUGACCCCGCGGCUGAGGGGUAUAAAGCAAAAAAAUCGCCUUUGUAAGGUCCUGAUUAGAGAUCUUUAGAUACUAAGACGGGUACGAUUACGAUUACGAGAUUUUCUCACUACUAAGUAGUGCUCGCGCGAGAACCAACGUUAUUUUGGCGGUAAAAAGUGGUAUCCAUCGUCAUUCUACAACGAGUUUUAGCGUGAGAUGUCGCCGGAAGUGACGAAAACAAGAUAUCAAAUGUUAGAAGUUUUAUCAUUUUGCGAUCGGGAGAGAGCGUAACCUCCUGCACUAAAGAUAACAGUGCUAACUUUUCUGGUGAAAAAUGGUAAAAUGAAGCUUUCCGGGAAGUCUAUAUUUUGAGAAUACGCGAAAAAUCUUUAAGUCAAUUCUCGUACUCCAUAGUCUUCCUCGUCCUCGAAUCUAAUAACAACUAGUACCGUGUAAAACAUAGUUAGUAGAGGGGAACUGCUAAGGGAAAGUCGUUUGAAUGGUAACAACAAAUAUUCCUUUUAAUAUUCCGUUAUUUACCCUCGGCAGUAUUUAUAGCACUUAUGCUAGUGGUGCCGAGCAAAUGACUGAAACAAAUAAUUCAAAUAUAAUCGAAUAUAACAGGGUUAAGAAUACCAACUGGCCGGAGACAAACCAGCUGGCCAUUUACAAGCGUGACCGAGGAUUUGAACUCGGGACUACCAAGAACAAAUCCAGCUAGCGGUCAGGCCGGGACUUGAACUUGGAGCCUUCGAAUUGCAAGUCCAGCGGUCUAACCACUCGGCCACGCUGCCUCCUACGAUUUGAUCCGUAAGUUAGGAUCACCUUAUAAGAGCUCUGUCGUUCACUCCGGAGUUGAAAGGGUUGACGCAAGUUUCGGAUCAAUUUAGACUGCCCACCUACCCCUCCCCUUAGCCAACAUCUCGUCCUAAGUGAGAUGUAAGUGUUAAUAUUAGCUAAGGGGAGGGGUAGGUGGGCAGUUUCCCAGAAACCUAGAUUAAUCCCAAGUUUCGCCCCAUGUCAGGGAAUCCGAUAAAUUUUUGCUCGUGGAAUCCGGAAUCUUGGGAUUUGUAAUUCGGAAUACAGCUCAAGGAAUCCGGGAUUCAACGAGCGAUUGGACCCCGGAAUCCAAGUUUCACUGACAAAGUCGGCAAUCCAGUACCUGGAAUCCGGAAUCCACGGGCUGGAAUCCAGAAUAGAAGACUGCCUUGGAUUUCCUUAAUUGGGGCGACAAGUUACUUAAAGGAGCUGUGUCACGAAAUUCAGCCAAAUUAGGAAAUUACAAAAUGCCCGCUAAAUUAAGAGAAGCAUAAAAAUAACCGCUUAAGACUUUAAAGGAAGGUUAAAGUAACAUAACAGAAACAACAGAUGCCACGGAUGGGCAAAACUGAAGAAGAUUCAAACGGAUUGAAAUUAGGGUUUUUGAAAAGUGUUCAGCCUAACAGUUUUUCAAAGUUGAUCCCUGCUGCUUGCAACUUGAAACAUAAUGCUCAGGAGACAUAUUUGUUAGCCUCGGAAAUUGUCAUUUACAUGUAAUUUCUUUGCUUACUUUAAGUUCCAUAGCGAUUGAGGGCAAGUAAUUGGCAAAAUUAAACAAAAUGAACUGGACUGCCGUGACACAGCCCCUUUAAACGGUCCGGCAACACAAAGAUACGCCUCUUUUCUUUGCAGAUCAGGAUCUAAUCGACACAGUGCAAGUAAAGAAAAGGGAAAGAAAGUGAAAGGCAAACGGAAUAAAACUGAGUCCAGCCCCGAGAUUUCUUGCGGAGAAAGUGGAGAAGGGUAUAAACGGAAAAGAAAGCGAAAAACUAGGAGAAGCCCCAGCGAAGAACGUGGUCUAUCGAACGAGAGGUUACGGAAGAAAGUAACAAGAAAGAAGACGGAGGAAAUUUCUGAUUCCGAGGCUAGAAAAACUGACGAAGAGAGCAGAGAAAGUUUUGACUCUGGGAUUAAAAGGAAAGGCAGUAAAAAAUAUCGAAUAUCAAGUAGAAGGCGUAGAAAAGGUGAAGAGCGAAUAAGGAAGAAAAAGGCUAGAGUAUUAAGCUCUGACGAAGAAAGUAGUGAGAAUUCUGAACGCAGGUCAAUAAUAAAACGAAAGAGAGGAGGAAGGCACAGUUCUGAAGAAAGCAGUUUAUCAAGUGAGUUAGAAGAGAAUGGAGGAAAAAGAAGGAGAAGAGAACAUAGGGAAGACUUCAAGGAUAAAGGCUUUGAUGAAGAAAACGAGCGUGUUGAAGAUGAAGAAAAACGACAGGGAAGUAACGGAAGUGACGGUGAAGAACGUGGCUCAAAAAAUAAGGAAAACAGCAGUAGUACACGAAAUGAAAGAGGGGAAUUUGGAGCUCAGAGUUCUGACGAUGAAAGCGAGAGUUAUGAACACCACAAAAGAAAGCGAGAGGAUGGUCACAGAAGAAAUAGGGAAAGGCAACGUGUUUCUAAAAGGAAAGAAAACGAAGAUAGGACAAACCGAAGAGAAAGAAAGAAAUGUAUAACUCGAAGUUCCGAUGACGAAAGCGAAGAGAAUUUUAAUGGAGACAUAAGGCAACGAAAGGGAGGUCGCGGAAGAUAUGACAAAGAACAGCAUUUGUCAAAAAGGAAAGAAAAUGAGAGCACGGGACGAAAAGAUAGAGAGGAAUUUAGACAUCAAAGAUCGGACGAAGAGAACGCUCAGGGUCAUGAUGCUGGAAGAAAGCGCAGUCUUGCCAAAAGAAUAGCUAGCGACUCGGAUGAAAAACAUUCAUCAGAUGGAAGGGAAGGAGAGUACAAAAGGAAGGACAGUUUUUUAUCAGAAGGGCAGAAGAUCGAAGUGCCCUCAAGCAGGGACAGAAAAAAGCGAAAUGAAAGAGAGCAAAGCAGAGGAAGUUCACGAAAACGAAAAAGAGAAAAACAUCGCCUGGAAAGUAUUGAUACCGAUAGUGAAGGCGAAGACUUACAAUCACAAAGAAGGGAAAAAUAUCGAAGGAAGAAAGAGAAUUGA